AUGAAAGGGAUCUCUGAAAACGUAGAUAGAUCCCUCGUACCACUCGGAAUAGAAGUGGCCCACAGGCCUGCCGCCAAAAUUCGGCAACAAGUAAUGCAGAAAAAAGACCUUGUCGCCAAACCAGAAAAAUCUGACGUUGUCUUCCGUGUUCAGGGCAGUUCCGGGAUAUGCAACUACGUUAUAGAAACCGGCCGGCAGCUACAAACGCGAAUGCAUGAGCAUCAGCUGGCCGUUCAAAGAUUGGACCCAAAGUCGGAGGUAGCAACCCAUGCUGCAGGGAUGGGGCACGUCUUUUACUUUGAUGCCUUCGAACUUGUGGGCCGAAGUGACAAUUACAAUUCAAGACAUAUCAAAGAAACCCGGAUAUCGACCGACGCUUCGUUAAAGCGCCACAUAAAUUUGCCGGCCCACUAUGUUGUAUUAUCAGGGGACGAUCAGUGCGUGGAACACUCGGGGCCGUCAUCUAGUGGUCCGGUUGACCCGCGUAUCCAGGAGACAGGUGUGACGUGGGAGGGCGAUGCGAACUAUAGACCAGCCACGGUGAGACCAAAUAAACACCGACGUCCCCUUGCAGUGAGUAUCAAUACAGAGCAAAACAUAGGUGACGGUUACCAGGCAUUUUUCGCGGUGAGCGGUCACCACCUAGAGAAGCAAACACUUGCAGUACAUUUGCCGGUAUUUGGUCUGGAAUCGGACACUUAG
Messenger RNA from Dibothriocephalus latus, 702 nucleotides. Lineage: Eukaryota; Metazoa; Platyhelminthes; Cestoda; Diphyllobothriidea; Diphyllobothriidae. The record is from the annotation of a GenBank genome assembly.